GUCAUUCCUGGGGUACGGAUCAUUCCUGGGGUACGGGUCAUUGCGGGCGGUGGGUUAUUCCUGGCGUGGGGGGUCAUUCCCGGGAUGAGGGUCAUUCCCGGGUGGGGGUCACUCCCGGUGUGCGGAUCAUUCCCGGUGUGCAGGUCAUUCCCGGGAUGGGGGUCACUCCCGAGGUGGGGGUCAUUCCCAGGCAGUGAAUUCCCGGGGUGCCGGUCAUUCCCGGGGUGCGGGUCAUUCCCAGGCGGUGAAUUCCCGAGGCCGCCGGUGCCUUGUCCCCCACCCGAUGCGGGCAGGAGCCGGCGCCGGGCCAUGAGCAACGCCACGGCCCCCACGGCGCCGGGCGCGGCGGGGGACUCGCUGGUGGGCUCCGUGCUGGGGCCCUUCCUCCUCCUCACCCUCCUGGGCGCCCUCCUGGCCGCGGUGAUGUACGUGAAGAAGAAGCGCAGCUACGACCCCGCUGAGGAGCCCCCCGAGUCCGAGCAGGAGCUGCUGGUGGAGGCUGAGGAGGCUCAGGUGGUGCCCGGCUGGGGGGGACCCUCGCCCCCUUGGCCCCCGUGCCGGGACUGGAGGGCCUGACCCUGCCUGGAGCACCAGGACCGGAUCCUGCCCGCGGCAGGGAAGGGAGCAGCACUGGUGCCAUCAGCCACAAUGGGCAGCCUGUGCCCACGGUGGUGCCACAGCUGCUGCCCGCACCUCCGAGCACCGACCGGGAUGGGACAUCUCCUACCUCAGUGCCUGGUUUUGCCAUUUUUCCUUGGCUUGAGCUGCUCCAGCAGCCCCUUGGAAAGCCCAGGAGGGGCCUAUGGGGCUGGCAGACUGGCAGGGAGCAGCAGGUUCUGCUGGCACGGGAUGCCUGGGGGAAGAUGGGGUAAAUAAAUAUGUCUCUGCCUUGGC
Messenger RNA from Passer domesticus (house sparrow), 894 nucleotides. RefSeq names its product small integral membrane protein 29 (gene SMIM29). The transcript has 5 exons. Lineage: Eukaryota; Metazoa; Chordata; Aves; Passeriformes; Passeridae. The coding region runs from base 85 to 576 and encodes 163 amino acids. The record is from RefSeq and is a predicted model, not a curated record.